AUGAUCCUGGAUUGGAAUAGUAAUGCCUUGACUAAUUUGGAUGAAGUAAAUUGGAAAGAAAUAUCGAAAUAUCAAAUUUGUAAUGGUAGAUUGAGUUUAAUGACACACCAGAUUCAAAAGUUCAGUGAUUUAUAUAAUAUCUUGGUGGAAAG
Funneliformis mosseae is the source of this 152-nucleotide messenger RNA. The record is from the annotation of a GenBank genome assembly. Lineage: Eukaryota; Fungi; Glomeromycota; Glomeromycetes; Glomerales; Glomeraceae.